Molecule: messenger RNA, 5997 nt
Organism: Sinocyclocheilus grahami
Lineage: Eukaryota; Metazoa; Chordata; Actinopteri; Cypriniformes; Cyprinidae
Exons: 15
Biological process (GO): JNK cascade; regulation of JNK cascade
Cellular component (GO): cytoplasm
Molecular function (GO): MAP kinase scaffold activity; JUN kinase binding
Source: RefSeq, a predicted model, not a curated record
ACCUUCCACUCCCUCUCUCCUCCGGGAUGCAGGCCGGCUCAUGACAUCAGUCUGGAGGAGUUUGAUGAUGAAGAUUUGUCUGAAAUCACAGAUGAUUGUGGCAUAGGCCUCAACUAUGACUCUGAUCCUUACGAAAAGGACUGCUUAAUUCUAGAAAAGAAUGAUUUCCACCACCCAGUGUGCUCAUUCCAAGAUGACUUCCAAGAGUUUGAGAUGAUUGAUGAUGAAGAUGAUGAGGAAGAAGAAGAGGAUGCAGAUCCUGAUGCCCCUCCCUCACCAUCAGCAUCUCCUCCCCCCUCCCCUACUCUGGGCACCCUGAAGAGCCGCCCAACCACUCUGAACCUGACUGCACCAGUUUCCCAGGACUCCCUGAACAACAACAGCAAUGUGUCACCACGAAAGUUAAGCUGGCAGGAUUCUCUUCGAAACCCGACUUCACAGGGUUGCUUGUCUCCAAACCACUCUUGCCUUGAGGAUGGUUCCCGUGUAACUACCACAUGCCCAGGGGCUCCAGACACCACCGGCUCUGCCAAUGGUACACCCUCAAACCCACCAGGACAUUGUGGUCUUCAUCAGUCACCUGGCAGACCGCUGCUGUAUGACUUUGAGGGCAACAGAAAAGAACGACCUGAAUAUGGCUCCUUUGGUCAACAUAACUCGUCAAGUGGGUCUGAGGCAACUGAGGUGAAACCUGAUGUUGAGGAAUCCACUCUAAGUGAGCUUGUUCCCUCAGUGGAUGACUGCACUUCUCAGUGCUCCGAUACAGAGGUCGACCACGACCUGAAUGGUCAUACCAAGCGUCGACCUUGCCGCUCUCGACCCAAUGACACUUAUACCGUGACUACAGAGACUGCUGAUGACCCAGAGCUGGAAAACGAUGGCACCAGUAGGUGUCUGUCCUCAACCGCACCUCUUGGUAACGAUGCUGAGACUCCGCUAUCAGAUGAGGAGCUGGACAAAGAGUUUGACAUUGACUUCAUAAGUAAAGAUACCUAUGAUCAAACCUGCAAGGAAGAUGAGGCGUCUUCUUACGUUGAGUUCCCCUGCAUUGAACCAGCUGAGUCCAUUUCUGUCUCCAGCUACGUGUCGUCCAGUCGAUCAAACGUGCUUGACGCUAUGGACGAACUUCGAAACAUGCGUCAGGGUCAACCUGCUGCAAAUGACACAACUUCUCCUUCAUCUGAUCCUGGUAUCGCUGAUAUGAAUGCCAAACACUAUGCGGCGUCAGACCGCCACAGCGAUGACCUUAGCUCUCCUGGAUCAGACUCUGAUAUUGAAGGGGAACUUGAGGCUGCGUUUGCAUGUGGUCCACCUGCUAGUAACAUGAUUUCCUCCAUCUCAGAGACAGAGCUGGACCUGACCAGUGAAUCCAGCAGCGGGCGCUCUUCGCACCUCACCAAUUCCAUUGAAGAAGCUAGCUCCCCAACCUCAGACCAAGAACUGGACCAGGAGCUGGACCCUGAACAGGACAGCCAUAUUGUAGGUCUAAAAGCUUCUCUUCUUCUGGGCCAAUCUGAGCCAAUUAAACAAGAACCUUCACCAGGUCUAGACCCCAGACCAGACAUGUUACAACUAGAUGAUGGCCAAGCUCUGAUGGGCCUGCAGAAUGUAGAUGACGAACAGGGUUAUGAGCACCAGGCCGAUCCAGAUGAGACUCUUCCCCCUGCCAUCCCCUGUGAGGAUAGCGGCUCCCAGCAGCUGUUGUUGAAGAUUGAGCCUGACCACAGUCUUGAGAGCUUCAAACGCUCCUUCUAUUUGCCGGUUGGCCCCAAACUCAUGCCCUCUGUGGACGACUAUGAUGGUAACAGUGAGGGAGAGUCCGAGUCAGAGUCCGAGGACGAGCUCAGUGAAAACUCUGAUUCUCCUUGGCUACUCAGCAACCUGGUCAACAGGAUGAUCUCAGAAGGCUCCUACCCAAUCAGCUGCCCAGAAGAGUGCCUCAAACGCUCAGCCUCGAUCUCUGACACCAUCUCACCCUCGUCGGACUUGGAAACAGAUACUUUCAAUGAGACGGAUGGCUGCAAUUCACAAAAGCAGAAAUCGGAAGAAAAGUCACAGGAGGUGACCUCUGAAAAGUCAGAGAAGAGACUGGACGAAGAGAAGGAGAGAGAAGCUAGCUAUGUAUCUGAAGAGGGACAGAAGCAAAGCAAGAGAACGGACACUUGUCUGUACAUGAGCAACCCCACAUAUGGCAAUGCUACACCCGUCUUUACAGAGAGAUUUGAUACGAGGACAAAGAAUUAUGAAUCGGAGGACUUCCCAUCCCAGAACUCAUUAAAAAACAAGCAGAAAGAAGAAGAGGAGGAGCCAAAUAAUGACUUGAUGAUGGAGAGAAUGAAGGAGCUGGAGUCUCCCAGCCUGAGCGAGAGCAUAAUCAGCGACAAAGACGAGGGACGGGAGACACGGGUCGAUCAGAUCACUUUGCAGCGAAUCACAGAAGUCAAAAACAGCCUUACGCUGGACCUCCCAACAGCACAGACCAAUCACUGUUUCAGUCUUACGUACUCGACAGAUAACGAUGAAGAUGAGCAAGAUACCUCCCCUUUCCUGGAGGAUCUUCACAAGGUACCGUCACCCUACGGAAACGAGGCUUACUUGGACAGCUCCCCACCUAUUGAUGAGAGUGUGCGAGAGUUGAGGAACACAACCUCCGACCGGCCCAUCGAUGACUCCUUGGCAUACGAUUCAAUGAAGUACACCCUAGUAGUGGAUGAAAACACAACGCUUGAGCUGGUGAGCCUGAAGCGCUGCACCUCUGUUCUUAGCGAGGACAGUGAUGGACUCUCUACUAUUUGUGAUCAGGAUGUUGUCGAUGAAGAUGAAGAUAUUUAUGGCCAGGGCCAGAUGGAAAGAGGCAUGAGACCUGGUUUGCUGUUAAGCUCCUCUGAAGAAGACUCCUCCCCUGAGGCGGAUUUACCUUUCUCAAAGAAGUUCCUCAAUGUGUUUGUCAACAGCACGUCACGGUCCUCCAAUUUCUUGCAGCUGUUGUUGAAGAUUGAGCCUGACCACAGUCUUGAAAGCUUCAAACGCUCCUUCUAUUUGCCGGUUGGCCCUAAACUCGUGCCCUCUGUCGACGACUAUGAUGGUAACAGCGAGGGAGUCUCAGAGUCAGAGUCAGAGGACGAGCUCAGUGAAAACUCUGAUUCUCCGUGGCUUCUUAGCAACCUGGUCAACAGGAUGAUCUCAGAAGGCUCCUACCCAAUCAGCUGCCCAGAAGAGUGCCUCAAACGCUCAGCCUCCAUCUCUGACACCAUCUCACCCUCAUCGGACCUGGAAACAGAUACUUUCAAUGAGAUGGAUUUCUGCAAUUUACAAAAGCAGAAAUCUGAAGAAAAGUCACAGGAGGUGACCUCUGAAAAUUCAGAGAUGAGACUGGAUGAAGAGAAGGAGAGAGAAGCCAGCUAUGUAUCUGAAGAGGGACAGAAGGAAAGCAAGAGAACGGACUCUUGUCUGUACAUUAGCAACCCCAUAUAUGGCAACGCUAUACCCAUCUUUACAGAGGAAUUCGAAACGAGGGCAAAGAAUCAUGAAUCGGAGGACUUCCCAUCCCAGAACUCAUUAAAAAACAAGCAGAAAGAAGAAGAGGAGGAGCCAAAUAAUGACUUGAUGAUGGAGAGAAUGAAGGAGCUGGAGUCUCCCAGCCUGAGCGAGAGCAUAAUCAGCGACAAAGACGAGGGACGGGAGACACGGGUCGAUCAGAUCACUUUGCAGCGAAUCACAGAAGUCAAAAACAGCCUUACGCUGGACCUCCCAACAGCACAGACCAAUCACUGUUUCAGUCUUACGUACUCGACAGAUAAUGAUGAAGAUGAGCAAGAUACCUCCCCUUUUCUGGAGGAUCUUCACAAGGAACCUUCACCCUACGGAAAUGAGGCUUACUUGGACAGCUCCCCACCUAUUGAUGAGAGUGUGCGAGAGUUGAGGAACACAACUUCCGACCGGCCCAUCAAUGACUCCUUGGCGUAUGAUUCAAUGAAGUACACCCUAGUGGUGGAUGAAAACACAACCCUUGAACUGGUGAGCCUGAAGCGCUGUACCUCUGUUCUUAGUGAGGACAGUGAUGGACUCUCUACUAUUUGUGAUCAGGAUGUUGUCGAUGAAGAUGAAGAUAUUUAUGGCCAGGGCCAGAUGGAAAGAGGCAUGAGACCUGGUUUGCUGUUAAGCUCCUCUGAAGAAGACUCCUCCCCUGAGGCGGAUUUACCUUUCUCAAAGAAGUUCCUCAAUGUGUUUGUCAACAGCACGUCACGGUCCUCCAGCACAGAGUCCUUUGGGCUUUUCUCGUGCACUAUAAAUGGAGAAGAAAGAGAUCAGACUCACAGAGCGGUCUUCAGGUUCAUCCCACGACAUGCAGAUGAGCUGGAGUUAGACAUUGAUGAUCCAUUAUUCGUUGAGGAAGAGGAGGAUGAUUACUGGUACCGUGGGUAUAACAUGCGCACAGGGGCCAGAGGGAUUUUCCCAGCAUACUACGCCCAUGAGGUUGUUUGCCAAACAAAAUAUCUGAUGACGAUGAAGAGGAACCCUGCUUGGAUGGAAAGCUUCCGAGUGCAGUUCCUGGGUUCGGUGGAAGUUCCUUAUCACCAAGGCAAUGGCAUCCUGUGUGCUGCCAUGCAGAAGAUCGCUAUGGCAAGGAAGAAGACGGUGCAUCUUCAUCCCCCAUCUAUUUGUGAGCUGGAAAUAAGCCUGCAGGGUGUGAAACUAGUCAUGAGUUUGGAUGAUGAGUAUGACUUUUCAGGGGAGUUUGACAGAUGUAGUCACUUCUUCCAAAUGAAAAACAUCUCCUUUUGUGGAUGUCAUCCUAAAAACAACUGUUAUUUUGGUUUCAUCACCAAGCACCCGAUGCUGAACAGGUUUGCAUGUCACGUCUUCGUCUCUCAGGACUCCAUGAGACAUGUAGCUGAGUGUGUGGGACGGGCGUUCCAGGAGUACUACCAAGAGCACUUAGAAUACGCCUGUCCUACCGAAGAUAUCUACCUUGAGUAAAGGAGGAAAAGGGUAACCAUGGAAACUGCUGUCCCUCAGGACAGAUGUCUGUUCCUGGGCUUGGCCACUACGAGGUGCCUGGCAGCCUUCUCAAAUGUAACAUAGGCCUCAUCUCUUUAUUCUCUUCCUCAGUUUCUCUUGUUCUCCCGACAUGAACUGAGCUGAAUACUCUACAUAGGCUCUUAGUGGUCUGUCUGUUUAUUUAACUGUUUAUCAGUUCAUUUAUUCUCUUCAUUGAGAUGGAUUGCUUGUUUAUUUAACUUUUCUACUAUAUAAUUAGGGACAUGGUUUUUGGGUGGAUACAUCAGUUCGAGUUCUUUCUUUUUUUUAUAUAGUCCUGGAAAAAUAUAAAAGGCAAAAUAUGACUUGACAUGUUUGAUUGCAUGGCUUUGAGGGUUAUGCUCACAAACACACACAUACACACACAAUGUCUAAAAGCAAAAGGCGAUCAGGGGUUUGAAUCUGAAGACCAGGAUUGUUUGUAAAUAUGUAUUUGUCCGAUUCUGAUACAUUGCUGUACUGGGUUUGUACUAAAAAGGACAAGGCAGUAAGACGUGACCUGGAGUCGUUGAUAGGUCUACAGAUUGUCUGUUCCGAUGUAGUAGAAGGUUUAAUGUACGUUUCUGAUUUAACCGCGAUGUAAAUACUGUACAAAUAGGGAUGACUGUAGGUGAAAACCGAUGCUUCAUUACAUCAUGGUAUGCAAGUAUCCUGCGCCAUCUGUCUGAGAAUGAGGGACGGAUUGCAGGUCGGCAGGCUGGGUGUACUGUAGAGGAAUCUAGAGAUGGUUCGGUGAAUCUCAUCAAGUCAUAUCUGGAAAAUAUUUGACCCCAAAAUCACAAAGAUGUUGUGUAAAAAUGAUGAUUUUUUGCAACUGUGACGUUAUUUUCAUCUCAAUUUGUAACACCCACAAUUACUGUAAUGCAUCCAGAUAUUUGAGUUUUGAGUUUUGUGCAUAAGUUUUUAAUGAUUAAUUAUUUGCAAUGCCAUUGUGACAUUGCCAUCACAGUUAAACAC